AUGGCGCCGCUCCGGUUACGCAUUGAUGGCCAGAGAUUCCGCGACAACAAGAAUAGAGAAGUUACUCUUCGAGGUAUCAAUGCUGCCGCAGAUGCCAAAUUCCCUUCGCGACCGGACGUUCCUAAUUACAGAUCUGACAAUUUUUUCGACGGAGAUGAUUUGUCAUUCAAUGGAAGACCCUUUCCUAUAGAAGAAGCGCAUACACACUUUUCGAGAUUGAAGAGAUGGGGUUACAAUACCAUCCGCUAUAUUUUCACCUGGGAGGCUAUCGAGCAUGCGGGUCCUGGUCAGUAUGAUGAAGACUGGAUCCAGCACACGAUUGCCGUCCUCCGGCUGGCGAAGGCCUAUGGGUUCUACAUCUUCAUGGACCCGCAUCAAGACGUAUGGUCACGAUUUACGGGCGGCUCUGGCGCGCCUCUUUGGACAAUUUAUGCUUGUGGUCUGAAUCCAAGGAAAUUUCUAUCAACACAAGCUGCUUUGGUUCACAAUACAUGGCCGAACCCCGCCGAGUAUCCCAAAAUGAUCUGGGCUACAAAUUACACCCGAUUGGCAUGUCAGGUGAUCUUGACGCUAUUCUGGGGAGGCAAAGAUUUUGCGCCUAAAGCGAUUCUUGAUGGCAAGAACAUUCAAGACUAUCUCCAGGACCACUUUGUGGAUGCAUGUCACCACCUUGCACUGAGAAUAAAGCAGGCUGGAGACCUCGUGAACGAAGUUGUCAUUGGUUGGGAGAGUAUGAAUGAGCCGAACAGGGGCCUGAUAGGAUGGCAAGACAUCACAGUCAUCCCCACAGACCAGAAGUUACAGAAAGGCACUUCGCCUACUGCUUGGCAAGCGAUCCUGACAGGUUCUGGCCGAGCUUGCGAGAUUGAUACCUGGGACUUCGGAGGUCUAGGUCCGUACAAGUCCGGCUCAGAACUUGUUGACCCGAAAGGCGAUUCAGCCUGGUUACCCGCUGAUUACGACGAUUCCAGGUACGGAUGGUCAAGAGAUCCCGGGUGGAUAAUUGGAGAGUGUCUCUGGGCUCAGCACGGUGUUUGGGACCGUUCCAAUGAUCAAGUCCUGAGAGCAGACUAUUUCGCCAAGGCGGCGACUGGGAAGAAAGUCGACUAUGAGUACUUUACCAACAACUAUUUUAUGCCGUAUUACCGAAAGCAUAAAAAGGCUCUCACGAGCGUCCACAAGGAUGCCAUCAUGUUUUGUCAGCCACCGGUCUUGGAAAUACCGCCGUCACUGAAAGGUACUGAGGAUGAUGAUCCGAAUAUGGUGUAUGCUCCUCAUUAUUACGAUGGAGUAACCUUGAUGAUGAAAAAGUGGAAUCGUUAUUGGAAUGUCGACGUCUUUGGUCUUCUACGAGGUAGAUACCUUUCGCCGGCGUUCGCUAUCAAAGUAGGUGAAACCGCCAUUCGCAAUUGUUUUCGAGAUCAGCUUUCUGCAAUACGAAAGGAGGGUAUGAAAUACAUGGGCAACCAUCCGUGCAUUUUCACUGAAAUCGGUAUUCCAUAUGACAUGGACGAUAAGUAUGCCUACAAGACAGGAGAUUUUUCCAGUCAAUCAUCAGCCAUGGACGCCAAUCAUUUUGCUCUAGAAGGUUGUGGCGCUAAUGGUUAUACUUUAUGGGUCUAUAUGUGCACAAACAACCACGAAUGGGGCGAUCUUUGGAACGGUGAAGAUCUCUCUAUCUUCUCACUAGAUGACAAACCGCUUCCUCUGCAUCCACAUUCCAAUGCGGAGCAACCAGGUCCGCCAUCCCGUCCCAAUUCAAUGUUGUCCGUUGACAAGCACUCGCCUUCCUACUCGCAAAGUCAAUCCGCUGACACCUCUCCUAUUUUUCCAGAGAAUGUCAAAGCAGCUCUGAAGACGCCUUCCAUAUCGUCCGAGGCAAACCCCGGUACAUCUGCUGAGCUCGCGGAUGCACCGGGGUAUAGAGCAGCUGAAGCAUAUGUGAGACCAAGCCCUAUUGCCACAGUAGGCGAUGUGGUCAAUUAUGGAUUCGAUCUGCGCAACUGUAUUUUCACGUUCUCGCUCGAUUGUAAAGAAGCUGCAACAAACGACAGGCCCACUGAAAUAUUUAUCCCCGAAUUCCACUUUCCGCGAGACCUAGUCCAGGUCGAAGUGAGCAGCGGCAAGUGGACGAUCAGUGUAGAUGAUGCAGAUGGUGGCUGGAUACAACGAAUGAAAUGGGUACACGGCGUCGGACAGCAAAAGGUGACUAUCCGGGGAGUCCAGAGGCGUCAAGGCAUGGCUCUAGGCAAAGAAGAAGAAGAGGGUUACCUGGAGCAGUGCAGACGGUGUGUUGUGAUGUGA
Molecule: messenger RNA, 2304 nt
Organism: Bacidia gigantensis
Lineage: Eukaryota; Fungi; Ascomycota; Lecanoromycetes; Lecanorales; Ramalinaceae
Gene: EGC1
Product: endo-1,4-beta-glucanase
Exons: 2
Coding region: 1-2304 (767 amino acids)
Biological process (GO): carbohydrate metabolic process; ergosteryl 3-beta-D-glucoside catabolic process
Molecular function (GO): steryl-beta-glucosidase activity
Source: RefSeq, a predicted model, not a curated record